Aspergillus pseudonomiae is the source of this 1167-nucleotide messenger RNA. RefSeq names its product mitochondrial 37S ribosomal protein mS41. The transcript has a single exon. NCBI's taxonomy places the organism in Eukaryota, Fungi, Ascomycota, Eurotiomycetes, Eurotiales, Aspergillaceae. Gene Ontology annotation, cellular component: mitochondrion. The coding region runs from base 250 to 990 and encodes 246 amino acids. The record is from RefSeq and is a predicted model, not a curated record.
UUACUAUAACCAUGUAGGCAUGCAUAAAUAACCAAGUCUCGGAGUUUUGUUGAUCCUGAAAAUGCGGCUGUGACCAAAAUUUCUCUUACCGCGGACAAUGUCACUACCAAUCAAUGAGUUCAACUGAGAAACUCAACUUUCGUUCUUUUCUUGAUUUAGCAAAGGCUAUCUGGCUUCCAUUGCCUACACUCUGAUCUCUUCCUGUGUAAUCUUGACCCUACCAACCAGUGGAAAAGAUCAACGCGACCGAUGAUGGCGAUGCGUAGCUCGUUUCUCCUAUCUCCACGACUCAUCAGACCUCUGGCCAUUAGCAAACAAUGUGUGCGAUGCUUCCAUAAACACUCCUCUACGCCUUCUGUGCCUUCGCCAACACCAUUCGUCCCCGACGUCGAAACAUUUCUUACGUUGAUUGGCCGUGGCAUGACUAAACAUGCAAGCAAGCUUCCUUCAUGGGAGAAGCUGUUUACUCUUAGCUCUACUGAGCUCCGAGAUAUUGGCAUUGAGCCGACUCGUCAACGGCGUUACCUGCUCCGGAAAAGGGAGAAAUUCAGAAACGGAGUCUUUGGGCCGGGUGGUGACCUAGAACAUGUUGUUGAUGGUACAGCCCAAUUGCGCGUAGUUGAGGUUCCAUUGGCGCCAAGGGAUACACCAACGGACAAUCAAGCCUCAGGCACCUCCACCUCAUCGGCGACGCUCUCUCCAGGUAUGAGGAAAGUGAUUGUCAACCUACCACCUGAUGCUUCCGAGUAUACACACGACCCAUCGAAACCACUCAAAAAGUUCGCGCACAUGAAGAUCCAUCGUGGCUCCAUGCUUAGCGGGCCAUUCUUACAACCAAUCAAAGGCACAGAUAAUUGCGCAGCUCUAAUAAAAGUCCAGGAUGGCAUGUGGGAGGACAAGUUGGGACACAAGGUGGAUGGUGGUGAAAGGAGACGUGCCGAGGUUAGGGCUAGAAAGAGGAGUGAGGAAAGGAGGAAGGGGCAAGCAUAAACUCAUGGAUUUUUGAGAACUGCGGCGAGUAAUUGUCUUACUGUAUAAUAGUUUACCGUACUUUUGGGGGGUUUGAAUCGCAAUACAUAAACAUCACUACACUAAGAACUAUACUACAGGAGUCCACAAUCUCUGGCACUGUAGAACUGGACACAUUGAUCCGUGGGCGUUCUAAGG